AUGGGAAGGUCACGAAGAAAGUACAAGCAAUCGAGGACGAAGGUCCGCGUGGCGCUGCCGAAGAGGAAGCCCAACGUCUUCAAGGCAGCCUUCUGUCUACCUCCGAAGCUUCGCGCCUUACUGGAACAACAAGGCCCAUCCUCUGCCUCAUGGGACGCCGAGGGCACUGUUAUCGAAAACUAUAAGUCCUUCGGCUUCGUUUCUAACCCUAACUUGCUCGGCGUCCGCUCUCGAACCUCUCACAUGAUAGAAAGUGAUUCUCUCCAGGUCCCUCCUCCGCCUAUUUCGGGAGAUGAGCCCGUCGACGGUAGCGACGUCGAAGAAGACGAUUUGAGAUCUAGUCUUGGGAAAAAGCGGAGAGAUGGAAAAUCUGCACCACUGCAACCAUUAACGGCCAUGCAACGCGUUUAUAUUGGUCGGCUCAUUGAGAAGUAUGGAGACGACUAUCAGGGAAUGUUCAUGGAUACAAAACUAAAUGCAAUGCAGCAUUCUGUUGCAACUUUGGAGAAACUAUGCAAAAGGUAUCACGUGCAUAAAGAUAAAAAUCCCUUAUUGAUCCGUUGA
Molecule: messenger RNA, 564 nt
Organism: Prunus armeniaca (apricot)
Lineage: Eukaryota; Viridiplantae; Streptophyta; Magnoliopsida; Rosales; Rosaceae
Source: the annotation of a GenBank genome assembly